AGAGAGAGAGGGGAGUGAGAAAAUCCUUUUAUGAGAGGAAAGAGAGAGCCACCAUUUACGACCUUAUACGAUAUGCGUGCUCAAUAAGCCAUUUUCACCGCCACUCUCUACAUUCCCAUUUUCACCCUAGACCCAUAGAUCUUCACAAUCCCACUGAAUUCCUCAUCUUUACGUCACCAACACAACCCUCCUCUCCCAACUCACUUCACAGAUCUGAAAACAAUUGCACCCCUCCUCAAUUUUGCCCCAUAAACCCCCUCCUUUCCCAUCUCACUUCCGCACGGCAUACUCUCACACACACACAUUGCAAAUCACAUCUAUACACAUAUAGUCACACCGUACCAGUCUUUUUCCGGUGAUUUAUUUCUGAAUUUUGGUGGUUUUGAGCGAUUUGAUUCUUGAUCUUUGUGGGUUAGAUCCAGGAAUGAGCUAGCUAUUUCUACUGUAAUUUAGCUAUACACAACAAUUCUAAAAUAUCUCAUGGCAAUGCCAUCGGGAAAUGUGGUUUUAUCCGACAAAAUGCAGUACCCAGGGAACGGCGGGGCUGGCGGUGGCGGCGGAGAGAUCCUCCACCACCACCACCACCACCGACAGUGGUACACCGACGAGCGGGACGGGUUCAUCUCGUGGCUGCGCGGGGAGUUCGCGGCCGCCAACGCGAUGAUCGACUCCCUGUGCCACCACCUGAGGCUGGUGGGGGACCCCGGGGAGUACGACUGGGUCAUCGGGUGCGUGCAGCAGAGAAGGUGCAACUGGAGCCCUGUUCUCCAUAUGCAGCAGUACUUUUCUGUUGCCGAGGUUAUGUACGCGCUGCAACAGGUGGCGUGGAGGCGGCAGCAGAACCGGUUUUCGGAACCGGGGGUGAAGGUGCCCGUGCCGGGGAAGGAGUUUAGGAGAUCUGGGUUUGGGCCCAGGCAAGGAGGGCCUGGUAGGGCUGAGUUUGUUAAGGGAGGGUUUAAUAAUUCGAACGCAGCGGAGUAUCAGAGUUAUGAUGCCAAUGCUUCUGGGAAUAGUUUCGGGGGUCCGGUGAGAGGGGACAGGGUUGGUGAGAAGGAGGGGGGAGAAGGAGUGGAUUUCGGUGAUAAGGGUGUUGUGGCAAUUGCGGAGGUUAAGAAAGAUGUGGUUGAAAAACCCGAAGAAGAUUGCAGCAUCAAAAGUUCUGGCAACUCACAAGGAACAUCAUCUGGUCAUUCAGAACUAGAGAUGGAGGAGCUUGAGGAGGGAUGCGCAUCAGACUCUAAAGGUUCUUGCAAUGUGCCUGUGGAGGAUGAUUUCUGUUCUGUUCAAACUCAACACGAGAAGAAGGACCUCACCAUUAGUCCAAGAACGUUUGUUGGCACAGAGAUAUUUGAUGGAAAGGCGGUUAAUGUGCUUGAUGGAAUGAAACUGUAUGAAGAACUGGUAGAUGUAUCAGAAGUUUCGAAACUUGUUUCGUUGGUCAAUGAUUUGAGAGCUGCAGGGAAAAAAGGGCAGUUUCAAGGACAAACAUUUGUGGUUUCAAAGAGACCCAUGAAGGGUCAUGGAAGAGAGAUGAUUCAGUUGGGCCUCCCCAUUGCAGAUGCCCCUCCUGAAGACGAAAAUGCAGUCUGGACUACCAAAGAUCGAAGAAUAGAAUCUAUCCCUAGCGUGCUUCAAGAUGUUAUCGACCGCUUAGUCGGCAUGCAAGUUAUGACUGCUAAGCCAGACUCUUGUAUUAUCGAUAUCUUUAAUGAGGGUGAUCAUUCGCAGCCACACAUGUGGCCAUCAUGGUUUGGGAGGCCUGUCUCUCUCCUACUCUUGACAGAAUGUGACAUGACUUUCGGGAAAGUAAUGGCGACGGACCAUCCUGGGGAUUAUAGAGGCUCUCUUAGGCUUUCUCUUGCACCCGGAUCACUGCUAGUUAUGCAAGGAAAUUCCGCUGAUUUUGCCAGACACGCAAUCCCCUCCCUCCGCAAGCAGCGAAUACUUGUUACCUUCACGAAGUCACUGCCAAGGAAAACCACAGCUGGUGAUGGACACCGUCUCCCUUCGGCUUCAGUAGCAGCAAACUCUCACUGGGGCCCGCUUCCCAGUAGGUCCCCGAAUCACAUCCGCCAUCCUGGGCCAAAGCAUUAUGGGCCAGGUCCAACAACCGGAGUACUGCCAGCUCCAAAUGGCAUCCAGCCACUUUUUGUGCCUGCUCCGGUUAACCCGCCCAUGUCUUUUCCUGCUCCGGUUGCUUUGCCACCGGUCUCAUCUGGAUGGCCGGUGGUGCCACCUCCGAGGCAUCCUCCGCCGCCACGCCCACCAGUUCCAGGCACGGGAGUUUUCCUUCCGCCACCUGGUUCGGGUAAUUCCUCCGAAACAAGCUUUUCUGGGGAGACGACAGUUUCUAUGGAAAAAGACAAUGGCUUGGGGAAACCAAAUGGUAGUAGUAGUGUUUCUCCGAAAGGUCAAGUAGAUGGGAAGAUGCCACGGAAGGAGUGCAAUGGAAGUGUGGAUGGAACCAGCGGUGCUGACAUGAAGGCGGCUAACAAACCAGGUGGAACUGUUUAGAGGUACAGAGAGAGAGGAGAGGGGAGUGGGGGAGGCUGCAAACUGCAGCGAGUUAGAAGAAAAUGUAAAGAGCGGCGAAAGUUUGAAACUUUUGAGCAUAGUACCAGUGGGCCAAGGGAGUAACUUAACUCUCAGUUACAAUCCCUUCUGCUUUCUGUUCCCUUUUUGUUGUCUUAUUAUAUGAUAUGAACUCCUUAUUAUACCAGAUGAGGGACUCAUUUUCAGUCAAACUAUAGCUCUUCAUUCUGCCUCA
Molecule: messenger RNA, 2767 nt
Organism: Rhododendron vialii
Lineage: Eukaryota; Viridiplantae; Streptophyta; Magnoliopsida; Ericales; Ericaceae
Product: RNA demethylase ALKBH10B
Exons: 8
Coding region: 481-2514 (677 amino acids)
Biological process (GO): mRNA catabolic process
Molecular function (GO): demethylase activity; mRNA binding
Source: RefSeq, a predicted model, not a curated record